This is a messenger RNA of Darwinula stevensoni, 2487 nucleotides long. The record is from the annotation of a GenBank genome assembly. Lineage: Eukaryota; Metazoa; Arthropoda; Ostracoda; Podocopida; Darwinulidae.
AGCAUGGCUAUCUCCACAGCGCGUGGGGUUACGUUCUCUACCGUGCUUGUCUCAUUGAAUCUGUCGUGACCACAGGGUUUUCAAGACACGAGGCGGAUUUGUAUGCGUUCGAGUCGGUACGAUGUCCCAUCACAGAAAAAGGAAAGCCGAGGACACGAGUGAUGAGGAUGGUGAGAUCGUGUCCCCCGAGUCUGCCGGUAGGCACGGGGACGCCAAGGAACAUUCCCUAGACGCUGUUAGUUCUGAAAACUCCCAUGACGAGGAGGUAAACAACGAUCGGUUGAUCAUUCAGCCUCCCCAGGCCAAAGUUUCGUCUUCUCGGAAGGACAAGCACAGCAGUACGAAGAGAAAGAAGGAUCGCUCCAAGAGACAUCGAAGAGAAUUACACAGGGAACGUUCCAAGGAGCACCAUCGCAGUCAUCAAAGUCACAGCUCCAGACCCAGGGAUGAUCGUGACACUAAGAGAAGUGAGUCUUCUCAUCACCGAAGUCGAACAUACGAUGAAGACAGGGAAAGGCGAAAGGAGAGAUGGAAGAAGGAAAUGGAUGAUCCACGUCGUAAGGCUGACCCUCGCAGCCUAUCGGCCAGCAGAGUGGACCGCUCCAGAGCUUCUGACAUGGAGCAGGAACGGGAAAGUGAGCAGGUCUUGCGGGGCAUUUCACAGAAGCGGGAACACAGUCGGAGUAGAGAGCAAGGCCGGGAGGAUCUCAGAGAUGAUUCCUGGUCCAGGGAGGCAUUGAGACAUGAUCGGGGUCGAGAUUUUCUUGGCAAUAAGGUGGAGGAGGAUGCAAAGGUGAAGCAGUUGCAGCAUAAGGAAGCUGAGGAGCCAUCUCAGAUCCAGGAGAUCAGUGAAUCCUCAGACCAAAUAGUUGCAAAGCUCCUAGAUGAAGAUAUAGAGAUAACAGAAGUGCCAGAGAAGUCAUCUGCUUCAUCUACUGCAUCUUCUUCUGGCAAUUCAACCUCCUCCAAUAGCAGUGAAGAGGAGGGAGAAGAGGAAGAGGAAGAAGAAGGAGAAGCUAGAGAUGAUGAGGGAGAAGAGGAGAAAGGAUCCAGCAGUGAUAAGAAUGAAGUGCAAGCUUCUGACAGUGAGCUAUCUGAUGAGGAUGAAAAAUCAGAGCAUGGUGAGGGUGAAGACAAGAUGUCAACUGAAGAAGAGGAAAGUGAAAAGGACAUUGAUGAUGAGGAAGGUGAUGAAGCUGAAGGAGAUAGAGAAGAUGAGGAAGGAGGGAAAGAUGAAUCAACAUAUGUUGAAGCAACUCCUCCACCAUCUCCACCAGAACUGAAGCUCCCACCUUAUCUCCCUGGGGUACAGGGCUGCCGCCGGGUUGAGGAAUUUCACUGCCUUAACCGCAUUGAAGAGGGGACCUAUGGUGUUGUCUAUCGGGCACGGGAUAAGCGCACUGAUGAAAUUGUGGCUCUCAAGCGCCUCAAAAUGGAGAAGGAAAAGGAAGGCUUUCCCAUUACAUCCCUGCGGGAGAUCAACACAUUGCUGAAAGCACAGCAUCAGAAUAUAGUCACUGUGCGGGAGAUUGUGGUCGGGAGUGACAUGGACAAGAUCUACAUUGUGAUGGACUAUGUUGAACAUGACCUCAAAAGCCUCAUGGAAACAAUGAAGACCAAGAACCAUAUGUUUGUGUUUAGUGAAAUCAAGACCCUUAUGAUACAACUCCUUCAUGCUGUUGCUCAUCUACAUGACAACUGGAUUCUUCAUCGGGACCUAAAGACCUCUAAUCUUCUUCUCAGUCAUAAAGGAGUAUUGAAGGUGGGCGAUUUUGGCCUUGCUCGAGAAUAUGGAUCACCCCUGAAGCCAUAUACCCCUGUUGUGGUGACACUGUGGUACCGUGCACCAGAACUCUUGCUUGGUGUCAAGGAAUAUUCAACACCUAUUGAUCUCUGGUCUGUGGGUUGCAUCUUUGGGGAACUGAUUGCUAUGGAGCCCAUGUUUCAAGGGAAGUCUGAUAUUGAUCAGCUCAAUAAGAUCUUUAAAGACCUUGGCACUCCAAAUGAGAAGAUCUGGCCCGGUUACAGUGAACUACCAGGAGUGAAGAAGAUGUCAUUUGCUGAGCAUCCUUACAAUCAGCUGCGGAACCGAUUCCGCCAAUACAAGCUGACUGAGCUUGGUUUUGAUUUCCUCAACCGCUUCCUCACUUACUGUCCAUCCAAGCGGAUCACAGCAGAAGAGGCGCUCAAGCACGAGUGGCUGAGUGAGAAACCAUUCCCAAAGGACCCUUCGAUGUUCCCAACGUGGCCAGCCAAGAGCGAACUCGGUCACCGGAAGCGUGCCGAGAGUCCCAAGCCCCCCUCAGGAGGGGGACAAUAUUACAAGCAGAUGAUCGGAGAGGAUGAUGAAAUUGCUGCCCGCUAUGGAUUCCCCUUCCCAGGUCAAGAUGGGGUUCCUGAUGCCUCCAAGGUACCUGGUUUCUCACUGAAAUUUUGAGAAUGUGUGAAAGAUGUGGAUCACAAAAUGAAUGAUGUUUCAUGUUAUGU